Heterotrigona itama is the source of this 2330-nucleotide messenger RNA. The record is from the annotation of a GenBank genome assembly. Lineage: Eukaryota; Metazoa; Arthropoda; Insecta; Hymenoptera; Apidae.
AAUUUUUUCAUCUUUAUUAAAUAUUAAAGUAUUAUACAAAUUAUAAAAUACAGUUAUUACUCAAUUAUAUUCUAUAACCUUUAAUAUUUUAUUACAAAUAUUUAUUAUAGAACUGCAUGUAAUAUGACAGGAUUGAAGAACAAAUGUUCUUAAUUUUACAUUAUUGUGCAUUCAAAAAAUUAUAAUAAAAGCAAAAGUAAUCAUAGGGACAUUUCAUAUUUAUAUUGGCAAUGUCCAUUUUACUAAAGUAUAUUUCAUCCUAAGAGUGGACUGCUCUUCAAUCAUUAUUCACAUCUUUAACCAAUUCUUACGAAUUCUCGUCUUUCGUUUUCUUUUGGAAAAGUAAGGCGUGUAUUUAAUUGUUUUUUCUUUUACCGCUACAGUAAUUGAAGGAAAAUGUUCGGACCAGGGGCUGCUCCGAUCGUGGUUCUAAUAGUGAGAUCGAGAAAAAUCCAUUUCGUUAUGUCGUGUGCUUUGAUUAUUGCAGGUCAAAAUACGAAACGAGAUACUGGUCGAAAAGUUCAAAGAGAGAAUAUACAAGCCGGAAAGGCUAUUGCAGAUGUUAUUAGAACAUGUUUGGGACCACAAGCAAUGUUAAAAAUGUUGAUGGAUCCAAUGGGAGGUAUAGUCAUGACCAAUGAUGGAAAUGCCAUAUUACGUGAAAUAACAGUACAACAUCCUGCUGGAAAAUCUAUGAUAGAAAUAGCUAGAACUCAAGAUGAAGAAGUUGGAGAUGGUACUACAUCAGUUAUUGUAUUGGCUGGAGAAAUUUUAGCUGUUGCUGAACCGUUUCUUGAACAGAAUAUGCAUCCUACAAUUAUAAUAAGAGCAUUUCGUCAAGCUUUGGAAGAUAUGGUGGCUAUUCUCAAUGAGCAAGUUAGCAUAGAUCUAGAUUGCAAUGACAGAAGCAAAUUGAUUCAGGUUAUUAAUUCCUGUGUGGGUACUAAAUUUAUUGGACGUUGGUGUGAAUUAGCAUGUCAAAUUGCUUUAGAUGCAGUUUACACUGUUAUGCUUGAGGAGAAUGGCAGAAGAGAAAUAGAUAUAAAACGUUAUGCAAAGGUGGAAAAAAUCCCUGGUGGCACUAUUGAGGACAGUACUGUCCUUAAAGGAGUCAUGUUCAAUAAAGAUGUCACUCAUCCAAAAAUGAGAAGACACAUUAAGAAUCCAAGAAUAAUUCUGUUGGAUUGCUCCUUAGAAUAUAAAAAGGGAGAAUCUCAAACCAAUAUAGAAAUAAUGAAAGAUACAGAUUUCACCAGAAUUUUGGAAUUGGAAGAGGAGUUUGUUAAGAAAAUGUGUGAAGAUAUUAUAUCUGUAAAACCUGAUGUGGUAAUCACUGAAAAAGGAGUAUCAGAUUUGGCACAACAUUAUCUUGUCAAAGCUGGUAUCUCUGCUAUCCGUAGAUUGAGAAAAAGCGACAUUAAUAGAAUUGCAAGAGCUUGCGGUGCAACUGUUGUUAAUCGUACAGAAGAAUUGAGAGAGGAAGAUGUUGGUACCAGAGCUGGUCUUUUCGAAAUUAAGAAACUUGGGGAUGAAUACUUUUGCUUUAUUACAGAAUGUAAAGAUCCUAAAGCAUGCACCAUAAUUUUGAGAGGUGCUAGUAAAGAUGUAUUAAAUGAAACUGAGAGAAACUUACAGGAUGCUCUUCAUGUUGCAAGAAAUCUUCUCAUUGAACCUAAAUUAGUACCAGGCGGAGGAGCUGUGGAAAUGGCAGUAUCAAGACUUUUAACAGAAAAAGCAGCAAGACUUGCAGGUGUAGAGCAGUGGCCUUACAAAGCUGUGGCACAAGCGCUAGAAAUAAUUCCAAGAACGCUUGCACAAAAUUGCGGAGCAAAUACUAUUAGAACCUUAACUGCAUUACGUGCAAAACAUGCCACCGAAGGAAUGACAUGGGGUAUUGAUGGAGAAACUGGUCAAUUAGUGGAUAUGAAAGAACGUGGUAUUUGGGAGCCUUUAUCUGUGAAAUUGCAGACAUAUAAAACGGCUAUUGAAACUGCUAUUUUACUGUUAAGAAUUGAUGAUAUUGUAUCAGGAAGUAAAAAGAAAAAGUCAGAAAAUGAACCUGCCCAACCUGCACAAGUCUCAGAAGAAUCUAUGAAAGAUUAAAAAUACUGAAUCUAUAUUGUACUUGUAAUGCUUUUAUUUGUUAACAUUUCAUAAUUCACGAUAAUUUUAUUAAAACUUAAUUCAUGUUUAUGAAACACUCUGUACUCUGUUCAUAAUAAUAAAAAUACUUCAAUAAGAUAUUAAAACUCAAUAUAAAUAUUGUCCUUCAUAUAUUUUUGCUUUCUUAUCUGAUACUUGUAUCAACAAUGUUUUAUAAACUGUUCCAG